Molecule: messenger RNA, 3045 nt
Organism: Trifolium pratense (red clover)
Lineage: Eukaryota; Viridiplantae; Streptophyta; Magnoliopsida; Fabales; Fabaceae
Product: kinesin-like protein KIN-7E
Biological process (GO): microtubule-based movement
Molecular function (GO): ATP binding; microtubule binding; microtubule motor activity
Source: RefSeq, a predicted model, not a curated record
UUCAACAUUGAAGAAAUAAGAAAUUGACACCUCAAAUGAUCGUGUGAAGAAAAAGCUUGAUGAGAGGAAGAAACUUUUUCACUCACAUUGCGUUGUGAAUUUGGUAGGAAUCAUGUGGUUGUUUUGAAAUUAGAUUAGCUUGUUAAUUUAGGUGGAAAGAGAAUUGAGGUUGGAAAAGUUAAGAAAAUGGGAGCUAUUGCUGGUGAAGAGUUGUCGAAAUGGGAGAAGAUGAAUGGAGUGAUGAGUGGUUGUGAAGAGAAGAUUCUUGUGUUACUUAGGCUUAGGCCUUUGAGUGAGAAGGAAAUUUCUGCUAAUGAAUCUGCUGAUUGGGAAUGUAUUAAUGAUACUACUAUCUUGUAUCGGAAUACGUUGCGCGAGGGUUCUACGUUUCCAAGUGCCUACACAUUUGACAGAGUAUUUCGAGGUGACUGUGAUACAAAGCAGGUAUAUGAGGAAGGAGCUAAAGAAAUCGCUCUUUCAGUUGUCAGUGGAAUUAACUCAAGUAUUUUUGCUUAUGGGCAAACGAGCAGUGGAAAGACAUAUACUAUGGUUGGAAUAACUGAAUUUGCUGUAUCAGAUAUUUUCGACUAUAUAAAAAGGCAUGAAGAAAGAGCAUUUGCAUUGAAGUUCUCAGCAAUUGAAAUUUACAAUGAAGUUGUUAGAGACCUUCUCAGCGCUGACAACACUCCACUUAGGUUGCGCGAUGAUCCUGAGAGAGGACCCGUUUUAGAGAAACUCACAGAGGAGACUCUACAGGACUGGGAUCAUUUUCAAAAUCUCCUAUCCUUUUGUGAAGAUCAGAGACAAGUAGGAGAGACAUAUCUGAAUGAAAGGAGUUCAAGAUCUCAUCAAAUUAUCAGAUUGACAAUGGAAAGUUCUGCUAGGGAAUUUCUGGGCAAAGGAAACUCAACCACCCUAUCAGCUAGUGUAAAUUUUGUUGAUUUGGCAGGAAGUGAGCGUGCAUCUCAGGUAUCGUCAGCUGGGGUGAGAUUGAAAGAAGGUUGUCAUAUAAACCGGAGUUUACUUACUCUUUCAACCGUCAUUCGUAAGCUCAGUAAGGGAAGACAAGGACACGUCAACUACAGAGAUUCUAAGUUGACCCGCAUACUGCAGCCUUGCUUAGGUGGAAAUGCUAGAACAGCUAUCAUUUGCACUUUGAGCCCCGCGCGAAGUCAUGUUGAGCAAACUAGAAACACACUUCUUUUCGCUUGUUGUGCAAAAGAAGUGACCACUAAAGCACAGGUUAAUGUAGUGAUGUCUGAUAAGGCCUUGGUCAAGCAAUUGCAAAAAGAGUUAGCUAGGUUGGAAGGCGAGUUAAAAACUCCUGCUACCUCCAAUUGUGAUUAUGUAGCUUUGUUGAGAAAGAAAGAUCAACAGAUAGAAAAGAUGGAUAAAGAGAUUAGGGAGCUAACUAAGCAACGCGAUCUUGCUGAAUCAAGGAUUGAGGAUUUGCUGCUCAUGGUGGGAAAGGAGCAGGCAUCUAAAAAAGAAGAAGAAGAUGCAUGGGAUGAUGACUGUUCAGUAUCAUCAGAAUCAUCAAGCAUUUGUGGUCCCAACGUACGCAUUCGAGAGUUCAACAAUCCUCACUAUAAUGGUGGAGGCAGUGGAAGUAAUGAAGAUGAAGACCUUGAUGAAUACUGCAAAGAAGUUCGAUGUGUAGAGUUGGAGGAGUCAAGUAGAGACAACUCAUCGCUAAGUGAAAAUGGGGAUUCAGCUUUGACAGUAUCUGGAGGGGAAAAUGGUACAAGCCAGGAAGUAUCUUCACAUUUGAAUGAAGAUGAUGAACAAUCUCUACGUGCCAUGUCAGGAAAUAUGUCAAAUUAUAGGAAUCUCAAAUUGACUAGAAGCUGGAGUUGUUCAGAGUCUCGCAUGGCUGGUUCUCCUGAGAUAGGAGAAAUAGAGAGGACACCAGCCAAUGGGUUUGAAAAAGGAUUCCCUGGAAGACCAGAUGGUUUGUGGAAAAAGUUCAAUCCAUUAAAUUUCGAUGGUUCGACAAGAUUUUCAAGGAACGAUUCUGAGUUAAGUCAGUCGUCAGUGGAUGACCUUAGAGGCACCAGCAAGAGAACAUCUGGCGAUGAGGAUAUUACUAGCAUCCAUACUUUUGUUGCUGGGAUGAAAGAAAUGGUCAAACUUGAAUAUGAAAAGCAGCUUGUUGAUGGUCAGGAGUCAGAAGGGCAACUAGUGAAGCUAGUGAGGAAUGUGAAAGAUGUAGGAGUGGAUCCAAUGCAGGAGGCACCAGAAACUCAUUUAGACUGGUCUCUGAAGUUCAAGAGACAGCAGAAAGAGAUAGUUGAACUGUGGCAAUCUUGCUAUGUACCAUUAACACACAGGACCUACUUCUUUCUUUUGUUCAGGGGUGAACAAACAGAUUCCAUUUACAUGGAGGUAGAGCUUAGAAGACUAAGUUUCCUAAAAGAAACAUUCUUUGAUGAAAAUCAGUCUGCGAAAGACAGCCAGACAAUCUCAUUAACUUCAAGUGUGAAAGCGCUUCGGCGGGAGAGAGAAAUGCUGGUGAAGCUUAUGCAGAAGAGGUUUUCUGAGGAAGAGAGGAAAAGGCUAUUCACAGAAUGGGGUAUUCGGUUGAAUUCAAAGCGCAGGAGGAUGCAGCUAGCAGACCGUUUAUGGACCAGCACUGACAUGAACCAUGUAAUGCAGAGUGCUGAAAUAGUUGCGAGGUUAGUAAGGUUUUCAGAGCAGGGACGCCCUCAAGGAGAUGUUUGGGCUCAGCUUCACACCUCAACUCCAACUCACACGGCGGAGAAAUUCAUGGAAAAAUAGUAACAGAGCAUCUCUUCCAUAGUCAUUCUUUUUUUUUUUUUGUCGAACAUGUGUGUACAGCUUUAGAGAAAUUUUAUCACAUUCAUCAUCUUUGUUCACUUGUUCAAGCGUGACAAACUACUCACUUUAGAGGAGUUAAAUCGCGAGACAAGUGUCUCUUCGUGGGGAUAGAGAUCCAUUACUAUUAACCUAUACUUUAGGUGGUUGUGUUGUAUUUAUCACCAUUAUGGUUUUGUUGUACCGGUUAACGAAUUUGACGUUCUUUUC